UUUUUUUCCUCGAAGAGCUAUCAGCAGGUAUCGAGAGAUCAGAGUCUUGUGAUCAAUUUGCGAAGUACUUUUCUGCAACUUCUCUGUAUUUCGCAAAUUUUGUGAAUUAUCUCCUGUUCUGAAUUCGAAAAAAUGCCAAUCUGCGGACCAAAACUGUCGCUAUGCGGACUUAUCGUGUCCGUUUGGGGAAUAAUCCAGCUGCUGCUGAUGGGUGUCUUCUACUACAUCCAUAGUGUGGCAUUGAUCGAGGAUCUUCCGCUGAAAGAGCAUUACGACACACCGCAGGAAUUUUAUGCCGCCGCGGAUCGUGCGUAUAGUCAGAACGCCUACAACUGCUGGAUCGCUGCCUGUAUAUACGUAUUGACACUGGUAGUUUCCGGGCAACAAUUUUACGCCAACAGCCGUACCACCGUUGCUUAAAUGUUGCACAUCUCAUGAUUUUGUUUGUUCCGGUUGUAUUAUGAGUUGACCCUUCUUCUUAACCCAACAGUAUCCAGAGAAACGAAAAAUGGUGUCCCAAUUUGUACAAAGUUCGAUUUUUUCUUCUUUUCGUUAACAUUGUUUUGAGCAGCAGCUUUAGUUUAUUGAAUGCGCGGAGAGCUGUUGAACAUUCCCCUUAGGCUGCAGCAUCAGGAAUAUAUUUCAAUUAGAUGUUUAGUUGAGUGUACAACGCCAGAAAAGUGUGUUUAAUUCUUUGUACGCUGUGUAUGUAAAAUAAAAAAGAUAAAAUAUAUAA
Wyeomyia smithii (pitcher-plant mosquito) is the source of this 736-nucleotide messenger RNA. Its product is annotated as ribonuclease kappa. Gene Ontology annotation, molecular function: RNA endonuclease activity. The coding region runs from base 133 to 420 and encodes 95 amino acids. The record is from RefSeq and is a predicted model, not a curated record. The transcript is spliced from 3 exons. Lineage: Eukaryota; Metazoa; Arthropoda; Insecta; Diptera; Culicidae.